AUGUGCAUAUCGGUACACUGCUACGUCUUCAGGCAAAUCAGUACUCUUGAGAAGCCAUGCUCAGGAACGGCAUAUUAUUGUUUCAAAAGUACGAUAAGGCCUAACUGGGACGAUGUAAAUAACGUUAACGGUGGCAGAUGGGCUAUUGAUGUAAGUCGUCAAGAAGUUCCAGUACUUUUGGAUUUUUACUGGCUAUCGCUUCUUCUUGCUCUUUUGCUGGAUCGCUUUGGAGAACUUGACGACUGCAUCUGUGGUGCUGUUGUAAGGUACAAGAGAAAACGGUGCAAAGUUUCACUGUGGACGAGAGAAAUUGAGGGCGAAACUUUAUCGUUGAUAGGUGAAGUGAUGAAGCGCGAGCUAUUGUUAACUGAUGACAGGAAGUUAUACUAUGAGAAACAUGAGAACGCACGAUUUCGCUCGGACUCUCACAUAAAACCUUUGCUUCAGAUUCCAUCUGUCUCGACAGUUUAA
Enterobius vermicularis (human pinworm) is the source of this 471-nucleotide messenger RNA. NCBI's taxonomy places the organism in Eukaryota, Metazoa, Nematoda, Chromadorea, Rhabditida, Oxyuridae. The record is from the annotation of a GenBank genome assembly.